Messenger RNA from Metarhizium album ARSEF 1941, 3732 nucleotides. RefSeq lists its product as uncharacterized. NCBI's taxonomy places the organism in Eukaryota, Fungi, Ascomycota, Sordariomycetes, Hypocreales, Clavicipitaceae. The transcript is spliced from 2 exons. The record is from RefSeq and is a predicted model, not a curated record. Bases 1 to 3732 code for a protein of 1243 amino acids.
AUGAACGACCUUGACAUGACUUCGCGCCCCAGUGACCCAGCCAACUCGGUCACAAAUGAGGUCGAGGACCAGCAUGACCAAGAGAGCAGUCACAUCUCGUCUCCAAUUGACGAACUACGUCGUCUGUGUUUCCAUGGCCAGCCUGAAUAUGUUCUCCUUUAUGAGGACCACCUACUGCGUCACACCCCAACUGACGCUAUACGCCAAUUGGGCAGAGGUUGCGCUCCAGGUUUGCGAGUCCAAUUUCAACUUGCGAUCGGCCCAUACGUUGCCAAUCAGAUCACCCUUGCAUUCGUGAUCCGACAGGAUGGUCAGGAAUUCCGACUUGCAACGGUUGGCAUUCCCUUGAGCAACGCCAAAUUGACCAGCAAGUUGUUUGACACUAGAACGACCAUUGAUCUCUUGGACAACAUGCUGCGGAACACUUCACAGGAAUCAAAUUCCUCUACAGAAUUUCCCGAAUCGUCGAACAAUAGUGAACUUCCUGAUGAACACUUUCUGGAGCACACCAGUCCGGGAGUGGUCCAUCUGCAAUUGACAACCACUCAAAUCGGUCACGCCAUUCGCAAGUCUUCUGAUCUGUGGCAAUCAGAAUGUCUUUCAGACACUCAAAACGCAAUCAUGCAAACGAUCAAUGACCUCAUCGAUCGCGUCGAGAAGAAAUCAUCCCAUGUUACAUGGUCAUUCCUCCUGCCUGCACCAAGUCACUGGCCAGAUCAUUGGGAAUUCGAGUUCAAUAUGAAAGACGACUCUUGCAACCCUUUUUCGGUUUUCCUUGGUGGUGCCCAAAACAUCACGCAACUUGAUCACACUACUGUUGAUGUUGAUAGCGCCGACCGACCUCUGAAACCUGUUGGCCCUUGUUUCACAUUCACUGACGUCCAUCAUUACGUUACCACACACAUUGUCUCCUUGUUCGAUGCCAUAGCUAUGGAAAACAUUCUCUCCCGAAUGCGCAAUGACAUCACAUUUCACACUUGCAUUAUCCCCUUUCCCAAUAGCUUAUGGUCACCAGCACCUGACGACUUCACUCGUUACGGCGUUACAGCAGACAACGAACCUAUCUCCUUCCUGGUCGUUCACAAACCAACAAAGCAUUCUCACCUCCUUAUGCCUAAUGUAGACGAGCGCGUCACAUUGUACUUGGACGUUCGCCAAGACUUGCAUAAGUCCCCUGACGUUGACCGAACGCCGGCUACAAUCAAGCGCAUUGCAGAGUUUAUUUACGGACAAUGCUGUGCGUUUGCCAGACAUUCUCAAGUGCGUGUGGCUCAAUUGAGACAAGAGCAUAUGAACAGCAGUGCUAAACACAGGAGCACUAAUGUUUAUGAUGACUCUGGUAAAGCUGAACCAAUAGCAGAGGAAGAUCUCCUUGAAGAUUUUGAUGAGGGUGAAGCUCUUGACUUAGCCUUCACACAAAAAGUCGUCCCUUUUCUUGUUGAUUAUAUCGGAUGCGAUUCUAUUCCUGCUAAUAUCCUUUCACGUUAUCCUGAAGCCUCCAAUGAGGAACUGCGAAAGUACACGGCAGAUGUUCUCGCCCUUGACUUUUACCCUCGGAGUGAUGCUCCCAUUUUUAUGGAACGCAUCUAUCAGUGGGUAAAAAAUCAGAGAUCGCCUCCAAAUCUUGUUCCUAAAUCCGACGUUGGAUUCCCAUUUCACGGCAGGCGAAUCUCACAACCGUUUGGAGUCUCUACAAGUGCCGUCUUCUUCAAAGUUGAUCGGCCCAAACAACCCAAAUGGCCGGGUUCCUUUGAAGCGCCCUACAUCAAGAUACAUCUCAAAGAUCACCCAGCAGUCGUCUCCUUCAAAGGCAACACUGAUGAAACGCUGGCGCUUACCUAUAAUGUUGAAACUGAACAUCUCAUUCGUACGAUUGUUCAAGUGGCACAACGAAACACGACGGAACGUGUUGCAAUUCGUGCCAUCAGCGAUUGUGCUGGUCUCGCUUCUAAAUCUCCCACUUAUGCCCUCUUCCAACACUUUUUCGCAUUCCAACAAUUCCCUCGAGAGCACAUGCGCGAUCUGUUCGAAUGCUUCCCUGGUGUUGCACGCACUUACGAAGCACGCCGGUUCUCUCAAGAUCUUACACCUCAACUAGAGAACAUUCGUCAAUCUCGCGCUGGCGUCGUCUUCUUGAUCGGAUACGCUGGCACCGGAAAGACGAACGCAUGUUGUCAAAUCCUCGUUGCAGCGCAAGACGGAGGUUACAUUCCUGACGCCGGAUGGCACAAUGAAUGGAACUCGGACAGAACUCUAUCCCCCAUUACCAUGCUCCCACCCUUAGACCCAGCAGUCCAGCAUGAACUGGAUCAAUUGGACGUCGUCCCUACCCUGCGCCCACGGGAGACAACGGCGUCUAAGACCUCUGCCUGCGUGAAGAUCUCCGGGAACGUGGCGGUGGCAUUCGACCCUCCUAAAGGAUUUAGACCUUACCAAGUCGAGGAUAUAUCCCGCCAAAAAGAGAUCUCAAAUGCCGUUUUGUUCAUUGCCGCACAGAACAACCAGGCAGAUGAUGCAUUGGCACGACUGUCAGCGCCUCCUUUUAGUCGCGAUACUCUCCGCGCAUACUCAUACUCCCUGGAAUUAGACAACAUUUUUCGCACAGAACCUGUCCCGCCAAAUUGUCUACCCCAACCAGCCUCCCUGUCUCCCUCAAGUCUCAAGUUAUUCUCAACGUCAGUUAACGCUAAGGAAAAUUCCCGUCAUCAAAAACGCGGUCCUGCUACAGACCCACGCUCCUGGUCCAAUCUUGCUGUCGCCUUCGCCCAGAAAGAUCCAGAAAAAUGGUCUGCUAUCCUGGAAGCUCGAGCGGUCCGCAACGAAGAUGUCAUCGCCUGGCAAAUGAAGAAAACAGGAGCUAUGGCCGAAGCUCGCAAACUCUUGGAUGUUGUGCUCAAACGUCAUCAGGUCAUUCUUGUCACAGCUGUUGUUGCCGCCGAAAUUGCUAAUCAUCACCCCACCUGGUCACCCAUCCUUGUCCUGGUUGAUGAAGCUGGACGUAUUCCCGAAGGACUUGCACUUGUACCCUUGACCAAAUGGCCCGGCAUUCCCUGCAUUUUCAGUGGUGAUCCUCAUCAGUUCCCCCCUGUUGAUCCCACACAACAUCAAGAUUUUGCCUUCGAGCAAGAUGACGAUUUUUUUGAAUUCCGACCAUUUUUCAAUCAAGUCGGCACUAGUCUCCUUCAGCGAGUUGAUGCCAUGGGGUCGAUGGACCUUCUCCUCUACAGGAACCACCACUCUGAAGGCACUUGCAUUGAUUUUGUCGCCCAGCGCCUUUUCCCUGGAAAAAUGACAGUCGUCAAGCGAAGCGGAUCGGAACAAGCGGAUCGCGCACUGCAAUGGUGGCGACAGUAUUUGCCUAACACCACCUCGACACAAAUCCUUAUUGAUUUGAAAAGCAAGGAGCAAAUGAAAGGCAAAUCGUUUGUGAACCCAACAGAAGCUGAAUUCGCUGCUCACCUUGCAGUAUAUAUGAUCAACUCCCUCAAGCUUCCUCGCUACGAAGAUUUAGUGAACAACGCCUCUACAAACGUUCCGCUAUCCUUCGAGUAUCUCACACUGACAAGACAUGUUUUAAAUGCCUCUGCUUCGGACAUGUGUCUAAAGAUUGUCCUUUCAAACCCGUCUGCAAUAUGUGCCUUCAAAAACGCGGCCACCGCUACGCUUGCCAUGGCGCCCAUGACUGCAAGCACGCUUCGGCGCAUCGUCACACACCCCAGAGCGACGUCCUGA